AUGCAGGCAUUCACUCAUCAGCAUGGUUAUCGGCCUCUACAGGAAGAACGAGGUCCCCCAUGGGAGCACAAUCACGAACCUAACCAGUACCAACCAUUCGUACCACAAGAUGCCAAAUCAACAUAUUAUUCCACGACACACCAUCCCUAUCAAGGGAAGACGUCAACCACGGACAAUAUACCCCUGGUGGCACUACAGCCUCGCUCACUCGAUAAAAGCAUCCAAGAGUACAAAGAUACGAGUAGGAAAUGCCGAUGCGAUUGCGCUACCAUAACGCUCUGUGUUCUUGUCUGGCUAUUGAUUGCUGGAUCAGUGGCCAGCCUCAUCUUCGUUACGAGGGCCAAGAAGAACGAUGCAGGCUGGAUUGAUGGACAAACUGUUGCUGGAGCGUUCGGUCUGUUAUUGGGAUUCAGCGCCAUCGCUGCAACACUCAAUGAAGCACUUGUCGAUCGGGUGUAUAGGAGGAUCAAAGCCCAUGCGUUGCGUGGCCAUGUAUCGGGACACCAUCUGCGCGCAGCUAACUUCCAAAUGGUGGAUUGCCUGAAGAGAUUGGUCACGGGAAAGAUAUCUCGCAGAGAAUUUGGAGUCUUGGUCAGCACUAUGUUGUUGAGAUUGGGUCCUGCAGCAGCAUUCUCCUCUCUUCAACUCACGGUUCAGAUUGGAAGAAACCCCAAUAACCCAGCACUAUUCCUCACCCAGAUCCGGACACCUUGGGUUCCAGUUCCCUUGGCGCUGCAUAUCUUCUCGAUAUUCGCUGCUCUUGCAUUCAGUGGUCUCCCACCAUGGUCCUUGUUUUUCAACAAGUGGAACGAAAAAGUGAUCCUCGCGGCAUACCGUCCUUACCUCGACAUCGUGCCAUACGGCUCAGUAGCCACGGCCGACCAAGUCGCACAAUUGCUCGAUGACACAGCACUGCAACCAAGAGACUUCUCCUCCCUGGCCCUCGAUCACAGACCAGGCCUUCAAGCCGGCAAGAAACUCAAAGGAACAUUGACGGGGACACUGAUCAUCAUCGGCCUCCCGUCUCUCUUGUACAUCUACCAACACUAUGCCGACAAAGACGGUUUCGCCGUCGCACGAUUCACCUACUCGCUCGGCCUUAGCCUGUUCGGGAUCGGCUACACGCUAUCUCAAAACUUUGUCAUCUGGACACUUGGCCUCGAAGGCAUCACCGGCACUCCCCGCAGCGACACGAACCGCCUGGGUAGCACGUCGGGCCUCAUGCUGCUCGUCAAAGCAUUGCGACAGCGUCGACCUGUCCGAGUUUUCUUUCUCUACCUGCUCUUUUGGUUGCACGCCAUUACGGUCCGCCUCGUGCUGUUCGUCUACAUCUGGCUGCUUUCGGUGCAUAAAACCGUGCCUGAGCAGGUCAGCCAGGAUGUCGAUCAGCUGAGAUGGGCGAUGAACAUGUUCUGGCCGGUGAUUCUGUGGCUCUUCAUCUUGCCGCCCUUUGCCAUUUGGUUCUUCGUGCCGUUCAAAGCGCCGAUUUCGAAUCUGGAUGGAUGGCGGAUUGCGAAAAUCCUUGAGGGUGCCGUGCUGGGGAAGGGAAGGUAUGGUGUUGAUGGUCCUGAGGGUCAAGGAAUGGCAAGGUGGAGCAUGACUGCACGUUCAUUCAGGAAAGAGAGGUUGUUGUGA
This is a messenger RNA of Exophiala bonariae, 1635 nucleotides long. RefSeq lists its product as uncharacterized. The record is from RefSeq and is a predicted model, not a curated record. NCBI's taxonomy places the organism in Eukaryota, Fungi, Ascomycota, Eurotiomycetes, Chaetothyriales, Herpotrichiellaceae. The transcript has a single exon. The coding region runs from base 1 to 1635 and encodes 544 amino acids.